AUGCCUACGCUCCUCGGGGGCCGGCCACACACUCUGCUGCCCGCCGCCGACAUGAAGAUGCCUGCGGACUGCAUGUCACCCGAGCUGUUCACGAAGAUGGCCGAGAAGAUAGCCCAGCUGACGAAGGUUGUGUACACGCUCAACAUCCGUGCGGAGGACCAGGAGGCACUGAUGUUGGCCAUGAAGGAGCUGCACGAGGAAGAUGUGAAGCGCGUCACGCGAGACGCCAACGAGAAGAUGGCCCACUGCCAGAGCCAGGUGAGCAGGCAGGUGGCGCUGCUGGAAGGGGCGCUAGUGCGCGAGCGCCAGGAACGCUGCCGCCUCGAAGGCGAGCUCCAUCGGCAGCUGGUGCCAGCCGGCCAUCUGGUGACACUCUGUGCCGAGAUGCGCGACGCCAGCAUCGUGCUGCGCUCCAAGCUGGAUGCCUUCGAGCGCUUGCAGCUGCACGUAGCGCUUGCUUUGGAGGGCUCGCCGGUGAGUGCAGGUGUACCUGGAAUGACGAGCCGUGCAAUCGUCGGUGGUCAAGGGGAAGAUGACUGCAUCCUGCGCAAGAACGACUUCCUCCGGGAUCACUGUGACCAGCUCGCCGGGGAGAACCAACGCAUGCGCGUCCACUUCGAGGGCCAGCUGAUGCAGCUGCGCUCGUUCUACGAGGAGAAGCUGCACGGCAGCCGUCGGCUGCAACUCGGCAACGACGCCUCGCUCAUGGAGGAGAAGCACGCCUCGAGGGUGGACGCACUCCUACUUCAGCUAGCGCACAGCGAACAGCAGCUGGACAGGUACUGCAAGGAGGCGAAAGCUCUGUCCGAUGAGCUGGAGAAACGAGAGAAGCACCUAAAGAUGAUGGACGACCAGUUCAUUGCAUUGUGCGGCAUCAAGACGCCUCCUGGCACCUCGUCGAGUGGUCAACAGCCCGGCUCAAGGCCUGAGCUAAGGGGGAGCCCCGGCCCCUCUGAGUAUCAGAGGCAGGAGUUAGGCCUGACUUCCAGCAGCGUCGCUCGGUCCCGCGUACGACAAUACAACAAGUGCCAAACAGUGUCUCAGGACUGUUCUGCAACACCUACCAACAUGGACAUUUCUGUGCCGACGGAUGAUGCGCCAGGUUCUACCAGCGCUGGCAAACGCCAAAUAGACGCGUCGUCUCCUGCAUCAGCCACAUCGGGGGCGCCCCCGGCGUCUACGCGGGAUCUACUGGCGUUCCAGAAGAGUUCCCCUCGUUGCGGAAAGCCACCUGGAAUUCUCGCGAACCUGCGACCGAUCGCCCUUACCGUGACGCUAUGUAAGCUGCUGGAGCGAAUGGUGGCGACGCGCCUCAGUGGUGGCUUGAGCAUUUCCGGUGGUAUCACCCAGCAGAGAUUGGAUUUCGACCUAAGCUAG
This is a messenger RNA of Dermacentor silvarum, 1377 nucleotides long. RefSeq names its product protein FAM184A-like. Lineage: Eukaryota; Metazoa; Arthropoda; Arachnida; Ixodida; Ixodidae. Bases 1 to 1377 code for a protein of 458 amino acids. The transcript is spliced from 9 exons. The record is from RefSeq and is a predicted model, not a curated record.